Messenger RNA from Lymnaea stagnalis (great pond snail), 7123 nucleotides. The record is from the annotation of a GenBank genome assembly. Lineage: Eukaryota; Metazoa; Mollusca; Gastropoda; Lymnaeidae.
CCGUUAACUUUUUAUUCAGGGAUCUCUGAUGAGGGACGGUCAUUAUAGAGCUUCCCUAAACGACAGUUGUUAUAUCGCUGCAUUCUCUGCCAGUAAACUGUCUUGUCCCUGCUGAUAGCUAGGUGUUGAUGUCGCUAUAGGAUAUGUAAAAGCUCUCCAUUCAACUGGAACUGGCUCUCCUGGCAACGUUCGCGUAAAACAAAGUAAGUUGGUUUAUGGUGUCUUUGUUGGUGUCCGUGGUGAUGAACAGUUGCGCUGAUUGAUUUUUACAUUAACUUUUUUUAAACAUAAAUUAAAUUAACUUUAUAAAUAAAUAAAUAAACGUAAAUUAAAAUAAUUUUAUAAAUAAAUAAAUAUUUAAAUUAAAUCUAACUUUAUAAAUAAACAUAAACUAAAACUAAUUUUAUAAAUAGACAUAAAUUAAAACUAACUUUAUGAAUAGAUAAACUUUAAAAAAAAAGUAGCUUUAUAAAUAAAUAAAGUUAAAUUACACUGUGCAACUUUUGGAAUAUGAAAUCACGUUGUACAUUUCUGCCCCAUUUUCGUUUGUGUUCACCUCGAAAUCUAGUUGACGAAAUGUCUGCGUUCACAAAGUCUCCAGCAGAUGAGAAGAAUGUCAGGAACUCAGUUUUACGUGGUGACGCGGCUGGCAGUAACAGAAGCUUGCAGACUCAAGGUGAGUUCACAUUCUAUCUGUAAUAGAUGUGUUAACAACAAUCGGUCAGGGUAAGAGCCUUUGACUUUUUGGAGACCUCCGGGUUUGGAGACCUCCGGGUUUGGAGACCUCCGGGUUUGGAGACCUCCGGGUUUGGAGACCUCCGGCCACUUUCCGGUUUUGUGCCUCCCGCAUUCAAAGUUGAUGGGGUCAAAUGUUUUCAGGAUCACAACUUUGGCCCUCUGAUCACAACUUUGGCCCUCUGAUCACAACUUUGGCCCUCUGAUCACAACUUUGGCCCUCUGAUCACAACUUUGGCCCUCUGAUCACAACUUUGGCCCUCUGAUCACAACUUUGGCCCUCUGAUCACAACUUUGGCCCUCUGAUCACAACUUUGGCCCUCUGAUCACAACUUUGGCCCUCUGAUCACAACUUUGGCCCUCUGAUCACAACUUUGGCCCUCUGAUCACAACUUUUUUUUUAACCUAAUAAAAUUUUUAUUGACUGUCCGCCACGGCAUAGACAAUAACACCCUCCCCCCCCCCACACACACACUUUUUCAACCUUCAAUUUUUUUCCACAUCAGUUUCCCCUUUGAUGGCGUACAUAUUGGACCUCCACCAACCUGCAAAAGAUGCAAUUCGACCAGGGGCAAAUUGUUCAAGUGCAGACGAGAUCGCAACUCACGGCAAAUUACCACCAAUAGCCAUGAGCAAGCUAAAUGAAUCACAUUUGACACCAUUAGACGCCCGCUCACAAACUCACGAAAGCCAGCCUGGCAACUUGAAAACAAAACCCUGGCUUCAUCUUUUUGGAGGUGGGCCAGUCCACGACCUACGAGAACUCACUCCGUACUCUAGCGGGUCAUGGCCAGCCCAUCAUCGCACGAGAUUUGUAAAGCCCGUUACAUUCCAGGGCAGUUUACGUCAAAUCUCAGACAAACUUGAUUUUAAAAGAGGCCAGGAUGGCUUUCCCGUGUUUGGUGUACCAUCUCCUUCAAUCAAAACAUGUUUGCAGCCGAUGAUCCCGCAUGCAAACAAUGGUUUCUAUGACAACACUAACCCGGCAUGGGGACGGCGAUAUUUCCCAAAAUGCAGUUCAGUUGUGUCAAGUUCUUUCGUUGAAGGAAAUACUCCAUACCACCUUUUUGCGAAUGGUGAUCACCCCACGCGUGGAAUAGAAACGGUUCAUUUACGCGAGGCGUGGGAAAGUUGGGAAAAUGACGAGUUCGUUUCCAAAAUGACAUUCAGUGACACUGAAAAGCUUCAUUUGACCACGCAACAUCAACAAACUGAGCACGCGGUAAUUAUACAACACGAGAAGAGAAUAUCCAGGGCCGGUAAAUCAAAUAAUAUCAAGUCAACUGAGUCACCUCCCUUGGCAAACAGUGCUCAGAGAGUUGACGACAGUUCACAGCUGCGUGGAAAUCAGAUUCUUAUAAACAGGAUAAACGGUUCUCACGUCAGAAAUUUGGAGAGUCCAAUACAGCAGGUGGAGCAGGUAUAUAAACGCAACUCAAAUCAUUCGAAACGUCCACGCAACAGGUAGGUUGGACAUUUCCCGUACCUCAGAGUCAAGUCGGUCAUCACAGGAUUGGUGUAGUGUUAUUAUAUGGCUGCUCAUGUUACUUAAUCUAAAUGUUGGUACAUAAUGUGAGGACCUUUGAAAAAUUGACAGGUGCCAAUUCCGUUCACUAGAACCAUUUAAAAAUGUUAGAGUACAAUAGAAAAUGUGAAGAUGAUACAUGUGUAUGAUACAAGAUGAGAUCGCAAAUAAAUAUGAUACGCGUGUAUGAUACAAGAUGAGAUAGCAAAUAAAUAUGAUACCUGUGUAUGAUACAAGAUGAGUUAGCAAAUAGUGACAAUACAUGUGAAUGAUAUAAAAAGAGAUAGCAAAAAUGUGAUGAUACAUGUUUUGUGAUGCAAGAUGAGAUAGUAAAGGUGAUGAUGCAUGUGUAUGAUACAAGAUGGGAUACACUGCUUGUCCGUUUCUUCUCACAAGGACAACGUUCAGUUCUCAACAGCUGGAGGCCAUGGAGCGAACCUUCAGGAAGGCACCAUACCCGGAUGUUGUGACGAGGGAAGAUCUGGCGCAGAGGCUGUCUCUGCACGAGUCACGUGUACAGGUCAGCCAUCUUUAGAAAUUGUCUUAGAGACCAAAUCAAAAUAAAAGCUUGUAUUUAAUAUAACAACAGUGGCACAGAAUGUUAUACUUCAUAUUGAUGUAGGAACUAGGAACAGAUGUAUAGUGUACAGGGUCAUUCAAAAGAGUAGGGGGUGAGGAGGGGGGGAUCCGCUGGGUGUCAUAUUUUUUACUUAAAUACUUAGAUAUUAGAAGAUACCUUUGGGGAAACGAGGGCGCUUAAAUAAAGAUUUAGCCUCGGACGUCAAUCUCUCUUGUCCUACUGGUGGUGAAAGAAAUGUAGAGAUAUAAAGAUUCCACAGUUGCAGAUAUUUCUUGCAAACACGAUUUGUAUAGAUGCAGGCGUGACUUAAUAUAUAAAAAUUAGACCAUGUUGUGUUACAUGUAAUGGCUCAAAGACAGAAAUCCCUAAGACGCGUAAGCAAAAGUCAGAUUUUGUCUGGCCUUUAAAUGAAAAUGUUAUCUCUGAUUUUAAUUAUCAUGGUGGAAUUUAUUUGAUGAUUAAAAAAAUAUUUGCAGGUGUGGUUUCAAAACCGAAGGGCCAAGUGGAGAAAAGGCGUGGGUCUAAAUCCUCACAGUAGACACCCUGAUGGUCAGUUACAUAGCUUUGCAUAGCAACAUACACCACAAAACAGUGAACAACAGACAUCACAACUCAAUGAACAACAUACAACACAACACAAUGAACAACAGACAUCACAACACAAUGAGCAACAUACAACACAACACAAUGAACAACAUACAUCACAACACAAUGAACAACAGACAUCACAACACAAUGAACAACAUACAACACAACACAAUGAACACAUACAUCACAACACAAUGAACAACAUACAUCACAACACAAUGAACAACAGACAUCACAACACAAUGAACAACAGAGAACACAACACAAUGAACAACAGACAUCACAACACAAUGAACAACAUACAACACAACACAAUGAACAACAUACAACACAACACAAUGAACAACAUACAUCACAACACAAUGAACAACAGACAUCACAACACAAUGAACAACAUACAACACAACACAAUGAACAACAUACAUCACAACACAAUGAACAACAGACAUCACAACACAAUGAACAACAGACAUCACAACACAAUGAACAACAUACAACACAACACAAUGAACAACAUACAUCACAACAGAAUGAACAACAGACAACACAACACAACACAAUGAACAACAGACAACACAACACAAUGAACAACAUACAUCACAACACAAUGAACAACAGAUCACAACACAAUGAACAACAGACAUCACAACACAAUGAAUAAUAUACAACACAACACAAUGAACACAUACAUCACAACACAAUGAACAACAGAGAACACAACACAAUGAACAACAGACAUCACAGCACAAUGAACAACAGAUCACAACACAAUGAACAACAGACAUCACAACACAAUGAACAACAGACAUCACAACACAAUGAACAACAGACAUCACAACACAGUUAGAGUCAAACUUUUUUACCCGAGUAUAAUACAGAAAUAGCAAUCCAUAGAACAUUAAAAAGAUGGAGAUUUCUUCAGUCUUCUUCUUACCCUCUUUGUUUCAGGUUGUGAAAAGAUUAUGACUAGAUUAUCGUGCAGUGCCGUCUUACCGAAUGGGCACAUUGGGCAGUUUCCCAGGGCCUCGCGCUUCUAGGGGCAUCAAUCAAUUUGGCCAUAUUGUUAAUGAACAUUGGAAGAUCUUCUGACAAUUUAAUUUGAUUUAAAAUUGUAGUGGGAACUAUUUUUUCUAAGUUUCUGUUAAAAAAAAAUUCGAUUUAGUAUUUAUAAACAACUAAAGUAAAAGAUUUGUAAAAACACAACCAGGUCAAGGUCAAGGUAACCUAAAUUUCCACCGGCAUUUCUUGUGUUGCUCGAUGACGAAGUGUAGACUGAUGUCAACAUAAAUUCGUGAACGCGGCAAAACGCAGCCCUGCAUUUUGAAUUUACCAAAUAAUUUUUGGUUAGGGGCUCACUGAGCCUCUUUCCCAAGCUCCAUCUCCACUUUUGUUAGGGAGACUUCAAGCUCCAUCUCCAUUUUUGUUAGGGAGACUUCGGUGCACUUGACGUCUGCUCCCCCCUCCCACCCAAUAUUAAAGUGACGACGACGGUACAAGCAACCAUUUUUGUGCGUGUCUACAAUGAACCGUUGUAAUGAAUAUGAUUUUCUUGAACUGACAAAAAUACGCCAUUCAAUUAGUUUACUGUAAAUAUAGUUGGACAAUAAAGAUGACAGGGACGAAACAAAGCUGUGUCCAGAAGCAAACCCUCAGGUGGGUGCCUCAGCCGAGCAUACCCUCAGGUGGGCGCCUCAGCCGAGCAUACCCUCAGGUGGGCGCCUCAGACGAGCAUACCCUCAGGUGGGCGCCUCAGCCGAGCAUACCCUCAGGUGGGCGCCUCAGCCGAGCAUACCCUCAGGUGGGCGCCUCAGCCGAGCAUACCCUCAGGUGGGCGCCUCAGACUGAGCAUACCCACUGGUGGGCGCCUCAGACGAGCAUACCCUCAGGUGGGCGCCUCAGACGAGCAUACCCUCAGGUGGGCGCCUCAGCCGAGCAUACCCUCAGGUGGGCGCCUCAGACGAUCAUACCCUCAGGUGGGCGCCUCAGACGAUCAUACCCUCAGGUGGGCGCCUCAGCCGGAAUGAAUGUACGUUUAUGUUUGGCGGGGUUCGCCAAUUCCUGCUGACCUUCGGUGACAUUAUUCUAAGUUCUCCACUGAUAGAUGCCCUGACAGAUGCCCUGAUAGAAGCCCUGACAGAUGCCCUGAUAGAUGCCCUGAUAGAUGCCCUGAAUUCCGUCCUGGCUCUUUAAAAGCCUCCCCCACCCCUUUUAAAAAAAAUAAAAUAAGUGAAACAGUCUUAAUUCUCCACUGACAUAUGCCCUGAUAGAUGACAUGAUAGAUGACCUGAUAGAUGCCCUGAUUAGAUGCCCUGACAGAUUCCCUGAUAGAUGCCCUGAUAGAUGUCCUGAUAGAAGUUGACCAUGACUCGUUGUUAAUACGGCCCAGAGAUUAUGGAAUUAGACAUAGUUCUAUUAAACAGUUAUUUAACUUUUUAACAUACAGCCAAUGCCACCAAAAGGGGAGGUAAACAUGAAGGGGAGGUAAACAUGAAGGGGAGGUAAAUAUGAAGGGGAGGUAAAUAUUAUACAUUUUUGGGGGCAUUUAAGAAGAAGAAGAAAAGUCCCAUUUCCCCAACAAUUCAAUCUGUUUCAUUUGUUUUGUUUUGUUAAGUAGAGCAGGACUCCAAGUGUUCGUCUGCACCUGGGAUACCAGGAAGAGCUGGUCAACCAAUGCAGUUGUUAUCAAAGUCGUGUGACAGUGACAGCUGUCAUGCCGUUGACACGAGCCAUGGUGCCAGGGAUGAGGAAAGUGUUUCGGGUAAUGAGAUUUCCAAUAAAUCAGGGCAUUCGGGAAGAGAUGUCUUUCCCUGAUAAAAUUUUCACCACCUUAUUUGCCUUAUUUGAAGAAACCAGAGUGGCAUUCACGGUUUGCCAACCUGGGAUGCCAUGUGGCAUUUCUUCAGGGAAUGCAAGGACUAUGAUUUUAUAACGUUAUGAACAGAGAAGACGUUCGCUCCUAAAUUAUUAUAUAUUUUAGAUAAAAGUUUAUUUUUAUUUAUUUUUUUAUCUUUCUUAUCAUUUUUCUUAAUAUGAUAGGUCACAAGUUUGAUUUCUAAUUUCCUCAGUUCUCUGUACCAUUCAAUAAGUUAAUUUGAAGUCCACUAUUUUCAAGCUUGAAAAGGCCUUCAUUUAGAAUAGGUUGCGAGACUAAUGAAAUAAUUGAGCAGUAUAGAAAAGAACCGUGAUCUAAUGGGUGUAACUGACUUAAAUAUUAGUUGGUAAUUACGCCUAUUUCCACAAAUUAUAACACAUAAAAAUAGCAUAAAUAGAAAUUUAAAUCAAUACUUCUUAUUAUUGUUCAACGUUUUAAAUGAGUGGUCACGUGAUCUUUAUUUGUUGUUUUUUAACCUCUGUGUAUUAGGUCAGAGGUCAGAUGAAACAACCAUACAACUCCCAGACGUCCUGACCCCAUCUCCCGCCCCACUGUCUCCCCCAACAGACGUGCCGGGCAAGCCGCCCCUUGAAAUCAGCCCGUCAUCCCCUUUCUUACCAUGGCACAUGAAAGAGCCACCCUUCUGGUGGUACCGGUACCUCUAUGGUGGCAUGACAUCACGACCAAUUUGUGCAUCAUCAAAGCAGCUGGUUGGAUCAGACUGUCAAAGUGACAUACCGGAUGGCAGUUGAAUACUUGAAUACUGUCCUACACGUAAAUAGACGAUGCAACGUAAUAAAAAUGUUUUUUUUUAAAAACUCAA